CCGGCAGGCGGCAGCAGCAACUACGGCGGCGGCGGCAGAACCCAGCAGUGAUGUGGAGGUGGAGACCCACAGGAGCCCCGGACUUCACCUGAGCUACCUCAGGAUUUCCUGAGGUCUUGAGAUCUGAUACUUCACAGUGCCCUCACCUGAGAUCCCGUAGAAGAGGAGUUAAGGGAAAUUUUGUCUGCAGUGUCCCAAUAUCCAGAGCCCUAUGGUCACCAAGGGUGGCAAGAAAAAGAAGAAAGCCCUGAGUUGGGGGGGACCAGGAUGCCUGACCGGGACAGCUAUGCCAACGGCACUGGGAGCAGCAGUGGAGGCCCUGGAGGCGGUGGCAGUGAGGAGGCCAGUGGGGCAGGGGCGGGCAGUGGCGGGGCCAGCUCAGAUGCCAUCUGUAGAGACUUCCUGAGGAAUGUGUGCAAGCGAGGCAAGCGUUGCCGCUAUCGCCAUCCAGACAUGAGUGAGGUAUCCAACUUGGGGGUGAGCAAAAAUGAGUUCAUCUUCUGCCAUGACUUCCAGAACAAGGAGUGUAGCCGCCCUAACUGCCGAUUCAUCCAUGGCUCCAAGGAGGAUGAGGAUGGUUAUAAGAAGACAGGAGAGCUUCCCCCUCGGCUGAGGCAGAAAGUGGCAGCCGGCCUAGGCCUUUCACCAGCUGACCUGCCCAAUGGCAAAGAGGAGGUCCCUAUCUGCCGCGACUUUCUCAAGGGUGACUGCCAGAGAGGAGCCAAGUGCAAGUUCCGCCACCUGCAACGGGAUUUUGAGUUUGAUGCUCGGGGUGGAGGUGGCAGUGGUGGUGGCGGGUCAACAGGCCCGGUCCCCCCAGGACGACGUCAUGACCUCUAUGAUAUCUACGACCUCCCUGACAGGGGCUUUGAGGACCAUGAGCCAGGCCCCAAGCGCCGCCGAGGUGGAUGCUGUCCCCCAGAUGGCCCCCAUUUUGAAUCCUAUGAAUAUAGCCUGGCUCCACCCCGAGGGGUGGAGUGCAGACUGCUGGAGGAGGAGAAUGCCAUGCUCAGGAAGCGGGUGGAGGAGCUAAAGAAGCAGGUCAGCAACCUGCUGGCCACCAAUGAGGUACUGCUGGAACAAAAUGCCCAGUUCCGCAAUCAGGCCAAGGUCAUGACCCUGAGCUCUACUGCACCAGCGACGGAGCAGACUCUGGCCCCCACCGUGGGCACUGUCGCCACUUUUAACCAUGGCAUUGCCCAGACUCACACUACUCUCAGCAGCCAGGCUCUACAGCCUCGCCCCGUAUCCCAGCAAGAACUGGUGGCCCCCACUGGAGCUCCGGCUGCUCCCCCAACUAAUGCUGCACCUCCUGCUGCUCCACCACCCCCACCCCCACACUUGAACCCAGAGAUCACGCCAUUGUCAGCGGCUCUGGCUCAAACAAUUGCCCAGGGAAUGGCACCCCCACCUGUCUCCAUGGCUCCCGUGGCUGUAUCUGUGGCUCCUGUGGCCCCUGUGGCUGUAUCGAUGGCCCAGCCCUUGGCAGGAAUCACAAUGAGCCACACCACCACUCCCAUGGUGACUUACCCCAUCGCUUCCCAGAGCAUGCGUAUCACAGCCAUGCCACACUGAGGGGGCUAACGGACACUCCCCUGGUAUAGCCUCCCAGGGCUGGGGUCAAGGGGCCCUUACCCGCUCGCCUAGCCCUCCCAGGCCCUGUCUAAAGGGCUCACUCAAGAACUAGAACGAGAGACUCCGAGGAGUUUGCUUCUGAGAAGGGGUUGGGCUGGUCUGUUUUCUCUCACCUCCCUUUUAUGAGGGUCCUCUUGUCCAUCUUCCUUCAAGCCUCACAGAGGGGGCUUGCAUAGGAGUGCAGACUGAAGCCAGCAGAAAGGAAGGACUGACCGAGGGGCUGUAUGUCCCCUGAUGGGAAGACGGGGACAUCCUGGUCUUGUCCUCUCUCCUUUAUGGCACAGGUUCCAGCACUGGCUUUGUAAGA
Molecule: messenger RNA, 1942 nt
Organism: Zalophus californianus (California sea lion)
Lineage: Eukaryota; Metazoa; Chordata; Mammalia; Carnivora; Otariidae
Gene: ZC3H10
Product: zinc finger CCCH-type containing 10
Exons: 4
Coding region: 268-1575 (435 amino acids)
Molecular function (GO): metal ion binding
Source: RefSeq, a predicted model, not a curated record